AUGUCGCCUUUGCUCUCCCAAGAAGACUCGAGCCCUGCCGAGCCCAUUGCGGUGCCUGGUCAUGUCAGUGUUAGACGUGCCAGUGGCUACACCAACUCUGUCUAUUUUACGAACUGGGGUAUCUACGGAAGAGACUAUCAACCUGCGGAUUUGCCCGUCUCCCAAAUCUCCCACGUCCUUUUUGCAUUCAUGAACCUCAGAGCCGACGGCACAAUCUAUUCUGGGGAUACUUAUGCUGAUUUGGAGAAGCACUACGCAAAAGACUCAUGGAAUGAUGUGGGAAACAACGUAUAUGGCUGUGUCAAGCAGUUGUAUUUGCUGAAGAAGGCUAACCGCAACCUGAAAGUCAUCUUGUCUAUUGGCGGCUGGACGUGGUCUUCCAACUUCCCUGCCGCUGCUUCCACAGCUGACACUCGGUCUACAUUUGCCAAGUCUGCCGUGACCUUCUUGAAGGACUGGGGGUUCGAUGGCAUUGAUGUCGAUUGGGAGUAUCCCGCGGAUGCUACUCAAGCCAAAAACAUGGUACUGCUUCUGCAAGCAGUUCGAGACGAACUUGAUGCCUACGCAGCAAAGUCGGCGCCGGGCUAUCAUUUCGAGCUGUCCAUUGCAGCCCCGGCCGGUCCUGAUCACUAUAGCAUACUCCAUCUGGCAGAGCUUGGUCAAGUCUUGGAUCACGUCAAUCUGAUGGCUUACGAUUACGCUGGCUCAUGGAGCAGCCACAGUGGUCAUGAUGCUAACCUUUAUAAAAACCCCGGGAAUAUCGAUGCGACCCCCUUCGUUACCGACGAAGCCGUCAACACAUAUAUUGCCGGCGGCGUUCCACCUCACAAGAUUGUGCUGGGCAUGCCCAUCUAUGGCCGCUCCUUUUCCAACACAGAAGGGAUGGGAAAGCCGUUCCAGGGGAUCGGUAGCGGAAGCUGGGAGAAUGGGGUUUGGGAUUACAAAGUGCUACCGAAGCCUGGCGCCACUGUUAAGCAUGACGAUGUCGCCAAAGGCACUUAUAGCUAUGACGCCGUUAUCAAGGAGCUCAUCUCAUUCGACACCCCGGCCUCGGUCAAGGAGAAAGUCAAAUACCUCAAAAGCAAGGGCUUGGGAGGAAGCAUGUUCUGGGAGGCAUCCGCAGACCGCACCGGGUCCGACUCGCUUAUUGGCACAAGCUUCGCAGCACUUGGGAAUCCGGACUCUACUCAGAAUUGGCUGAGUUAUCCUGAGUCUCGAUACGACAAUAUCAGGAAAGGAAUGGCAUAG
Molecule: messenger RNA, 1248 nt
Organism: Ustilaginoidea virens
Lineage: Eukaryota; Fungi; Ascomycota; Sordariomycetes; Hypocreales; Clavicipitaceae
Exons: 4
Coding region: 1-1248 (415 amino acids)
Biological process (GO): chitin catabolic process; carbohydrate metabolic process
Cellular component (GO): extracellular region
Molecular function (GO): chitinase activity; chitin binding
Source: RefSeq, a predicted model, not a curated record